Messenger RNA from Aphanomyces astaci, 1344 nucleotides. RefSeq lists its product as hypothetical. Gene Ontology annotation, molecular function: DNA-binding transcription factor activity; sequence-specific DNA binding. The transcript has a single exon. Lineage: Eukaryota; Oomycota; Saprolegniomycetes; Saprolegniales; Verrucalvaceae. Bases 34 to 1287 code for a protein of 417 amino acids. The record is from RefSeq and is a predicted model, not a curated record. Gene Ontology annotation, biological process: regulation of DNA-templated transcription.
UUCGAAAGGGCACUUUCGUGUGUUGGCGACAUCAUGGUGUCAUCGACAGACUUCCCACGUAUAGUUUGCUGUGGAUACAAUUCACUUGACUUGACAGUGGGUUGGAUUGCAUGUCGGCAAACCUUCGUUUUUUUCUGGCGUUGGCCUCGCAGUCCAUCGCACACUUUUCAAAUGAUGGCAGGCACGCCAAAACCCACACCCUUGCUCGGGCCAUCGUCAUCAUCGACGAUCAUCGCACCGACGUUUGACUUGCCUGUGCCUCUCCUCCUUCCCACUCCAAAGUCUGUAGUCAAAGACCGCAGCCUCCCCCAGAGCCCCAAGUCCCCCGUCAAGAAACGCAAUGUCGGUGUGCCAAAGUUCCUACGGUUCUUGUAUGAAAUCCUGGAGAAGGAGGACAAAAGUAUCAUUUGUUGGUCGCACAAGGGCACUGCGUUCCAAAUUCGCCGCCCCGACGCGCUCUCCAAGGGCAUCCUGCCGCGGUACUUUAAGCACAACAAAGUGUCGAGCUUUCAACGCCAGCUCAACUAUUUUGGGUUCAAAAAGUGGACCAAAACCCAGACGGUCGUGUGCACGUUUAGCCACCCAAACUUUGUCCACCACAAGCCCGACAACAUUAAACUGAUCAAGCGAAAGGAGCGAGGGCUGAACGAGGGUGGCAGUGGAUUGUCCGCCCCAGUCAAGCACAACAAAAUCACAUCCUCAUCGACAUCGUCACUUCGAGCGCCCCCUCCCCCCGCCUACAACUGGUCCUUUCCGUCCAUGCCCAUCUUGUCCACAUCGACGUUGCUUCCACAACAGCCGUAUGACGUGUUCCUGUACGAUAACACCACGUUUCUGGACAAGCGACCCACGAUUCAUCCUGACACAACGGCAUACCACAAUAUUAUGCCGAUGCAAAUCUUGUCGACUCAGAUCCACGUCGGCGAUGCGUUGGGUCCGUCCUCCACAGACUGCUGGGGGGAUGUGCUCAGUCUUGGGACCGCCGACCCGUCGCAGCAACCACACAACGCCACCCUCUCCACCAAUACCAUCCUGUGCAGUAGCACCACCAAACACACCAAUGGGGACGAUCCGGCAUCGUACUUUGACUUGUGGGAAGAAGACUGCAUGACCGAGUCAUCGCCGAUACCAGCAACAAACGCCACGGUCGGCCCGUACACCCAAGCCAUCUACGGCGACCAUGGACUGGAUAUAAUCAAACACGAAGACGACAUGUACCAUACUGCAGGACCCAACAUGACAUUUGACCCGCCGUCGUCGCUGAGUCGAUUUUACGUUGACGCGUGAUGUCGUAGUUGUUUUGUCAAGUUUUGUAUUAAUAUCACCGCCCUUACCAUCUGCACA